AAAAGGUACGUACCUAUUUGAAUACUUUGACAGUAAUAGGUAUGCAUAACGGCUAAAUAUCAUUGAAGUGGUGAAUCCCCACAAGUGACAGAGGUUGCCAACAGUCGGUUGCGAUAUUAAAUUAGUCAUUUUAUUACACUAUUCUAUAUAGAUAACGGGGAUUCAAUUUUCAAGUUUGCUAAUGACACAUUUCUGUCAAGGACAUUUAGAGUGAAUUUAUUGAUAAGCGAAGCAUUAUCGCGGCAAUACUUAUAAUAAGAUAUUAUAGAAGUGUGGUCGUAAAAAUGUGUUCAUAAAAGUAUGUUCAAGGAUUAAUAAAACAUUGAACAGGCCAAAUCAUUCUAUUCUUCUGUCCUUACGUUAUUAUUGCGAGUCUGACUCGCGAUACAACAAAUAGUUUUAGCCUAUCACCCGUUGCUUAACUCUAUUCUUAUUAUUAGUUAUAUAGCGGCUGCAGAAAUCAACUGUUAAGCUUACACAAAUUAUUAGAUUCAGCCUGGUGUCAGACGGACAGACAUAGGAACCUUAAUAGGGUUCCGUUUUUAUCCUUCGAGUAUGGAAAAAUAUUUGAGAUGACAUUUAAAGUUUAUCUUAUGCAGCGAGCCCGCAGCCAUACUCGCAAUUGUUUUACCUUAGUGACUUAUAACACCAUUCAUCUUUUGCCGAUUUCUUACUAACAGUUAUACCUACUAAAGAAAAUGUUGAACUCACCUGAAACAAAACAGUGCAGAUUAGCACCGUGGGGCUUCGUUCUAGAGCCCGCAAGCUAUCUACUUAGCGUCCGCCCGCCCCAGUGUCCACCCACCGGUUCAUGGAUACCUCAACAUUAACUAAAAUCAAGACGUGUUUCAUUUGAAUAACAGCAAGAAUUUGGAGUUGACCUUCUCUUCUUUCAGUCUUCUGCCCAAUCAUGGAUAACAUGGAUAUGCCCGAUGAGCCAGCCUGUCAACUGCGACGACGGAAGACAUCUGGGAACCCUAACCUACCAUUGAGCCUGGAUGUGGAGUACUUGGUCAGCGACGGGGAUCCCGACCAAGGAACUCCAUCUCCUAGCCAUAUAAAGCGUUUAGCUCAUACUAAACAGAAGUCUUCGUCAUCUGCGCUCCUUGACUAUAAGAAUAAGCAGCAGUCUUUCGAUAUUCAGGUGAGGUUUCAGGUUGAAGAGUGUGAAGAAGAAGAAAUAAUAAUAGAAAGUGAGGAGGAAGAUGACGAGAAUGGCGAGGCCGAUCGCUCUGUAACGCCAACGCCUAUACAAGACUUUGCAGCCAACGUUGUUUAUACUGAAGGUCCACAAGUCGCGGACUUCUUAAGGGUUAAAGCUGUGGAGACCGACUGUUACACGGACGUAUCCGAUGCGGACACGGACGAGGAAGAAAACGAAUAAAAUAAACGUAGACAAAUAUUCCAAAUAAAUACUCAAUGUUAUAUGAAAGAGUUAUCUCAAAGUAUGUAUUAUAUGAAAACGCGUUGAAAAUAUACAAGUAAAUGCUUUAUUAUU
Messenger RNA from Trichoplusia ni (cabbage looper), 1498 nucleotides. RefSeq lists its product as uncharacterized. The transcript is spliced from 4 exons. The coding region runs from base 911 to 1384 and encodes 157 amino acids. The record is from RefSeq and is a predicted model, not a curated record. NCBI's taxonomy places the organism in Eukaryota, Metazoa, Arthropoda, Insecta, Lepidoptera, Noctuidae.